UUGGGGUGGGGGUGGGGUGCUGCAGGCCAGGGAAGCUCCUUUUGUGCCCCAGCGGGGGGUCUGAGGGGAGAUCCAAACCCCGGCACUCUCCCUUGCCUCCCUUCUGGCACAGCCCACCCAGAGACACUGUUGCACCUAGGGCGGUCCAGGGGUGAAUGUAGCACCCCAGGCCCCAGCCCUCCACCAGGAGGACAGUCCCAUGCAUUCACUGCUAAUAAGCACUGGAUGCGGAUGGCAGAUCAUGUGACCCCAGCUGGAAGUUCAUCCUGAAGUCUCGCUGAAAUACCUCCUGCUGCAGCCAGCCGGGGGCUGCACGAGUGUGGCUGGGCAGGUUCUAUUCCCCUGGUAUCCUCUGUCCUCGGGGAGGCUUCUGGGAAUAAAGUCCCAUUAACAGAGGUGCAGAAAGACGCUUAGAGUCAGUCUCUGCUCCAGGACCCUUCUCUUCUCAGGCUGGGGCUGAAGUCAGGGCCUAGAGGCUGCCACUGGACAGGUGCCUCGAAGGGGCAUCAGCUAGGGCCUGGGGAGACCUAGGUGUCACUUCUUGCAGAAGGCAGGGAAAGGGGCAGACCCACAGUGAGAGAGAGGUGGUUGGACUCUGGCCAUGAGAACUGCACCCGCUGAGGCCCCCUCUGCCGGAGUUGCUCAGGGCAGUGAACCUUGGAAGCGCCACACUGGUCCUGAUGUUUAGCAUGUGGCACAGUGACCAGGAGGAGGGACACAGGUCUGGUGGGAAGGGAGGGAACCUGGAUAUGUCCGGCUCUGAGACUCGACUGUCACGGCCCCUUGUGCCAAGUCCUCCCAUCCCCUGCCCUGCCCGGACCCCGUUCCUGGGAUCGGAGGGAGCCCCCCGCCCCACCCCACUUUCUCCCAGGUCCACAGCUUCCCCAGGCCAGCGGAGCAGAGUGUAGGCCAGCUUGGGUCCUACAGCACUAGCCAAGGGAGCUGAGGGGAGGCAGGGAUGAGGGCAUCUGGGGGAGCCCAGUGAGGGAAGAUGAGCUGACCUGUGUGAGUGCAGGGUCCCUGCCUCCCAGAGUUGCCACCCACCAGUCUCUCCUCAGCCUCCUUAGUGUGACGAUUUCUGCCUCCAGAAGCAUCCCUGGGUAACAGUGAGCCGGACAGCUCCAAGAGCCUGCCUAGGUGUGAGGGGGAGACACAGUCCCAUCCCCCCAUGCUUGACAGUCCUGGCAGCUGUCUCUGAAGGUAGUGAGUCCCCAUUUCUAGGUGCUGAGCAGAAGGUAACAUGGUAAGGAUGCUGUCAGUUGAGAGCUGGGGGUGGCCUGGGACUCCCUGGUCCCGUCUGUGCUCAGGGACAGGAAUGUGCUGCACAGAGACGCUGGGUGUGGGAGCUCGUGUUUGUAAGGAGUCUGAAGCUGACCCCUCGGGUACUGGAGUCCUGGGGUUCUCAGGGGAUCCUGCAUACAGAGGGCAAGGACGUGCGUGUACUCUAGUGUAUGUCCAGCCCACGCGUGUGCACAUAUUCACGCGUGGGUACUUGCACACAGGGCAGGUGGAUUGUGGGUAAGGAGCACCAGCCCUGUGUGUGGAGUGGGUGUGCAAAGAGGUGUGUUCUGGCACGCACAGAGGGCAGUGUGCACGCAGCACUGGAGCCAGGCGUGCUGUGUCCCAGGGGAGGGUGGCGGCCUGGUGCCUCCUGGAAGGUGUGGGCCUGGGAGGAGCCUUCUUCUGACUUUGGACUUGGAAACUGCUUCCUCCUGGGCUCAAAGACUUUUGAAAAGGGUGUAUGGGGCUGUGCUAGGGGGCAUCCUGUCCCCAGCCCUGCCUCUCACCCCCCAACCCCUAGGCACUGGAAUAGCAGGGCCACAGGUACUCAGGAGGGCUUGGCAUGUGGGGCCGUGAAAGGAGAGGCAUGGAACCAACACCAUCCACAUUUCCUUACCUCUGUUCCCACAUGGCCAGUGCUGGCCCCACUGAUCUGCACCAGACUGUCCUUAGUGUCUCUGCUCCCCACCCCACCCAACCUGCCCCAUCCCUGGCAUAGCUGAGCCCCGAUCCUUAGCAUCUGGGGAGACAGAGGUGAGGAACAUGUCCCCCUGGGAGCUGUAGGUCCAGGGAGACCCUGUGGGUGAGGAUGCUCUCCCAGAGGCCAGCAUGGCACAGAGGCUUCCUGCAGGAGGGGGCACUCGGCCAGCCCUUCGCAGUACAGAGAAGGCCUCUGAGGGGGCGGGGAGCCGGCGAGCUGCAGGGAGCAUGCUGGGCACAGCAGGUACCUGGAGUGGGAAGGAAGGUUAGGACCAGGUAGGGCAGAGGAGCGGAGGGGCUGAGGACUGGGCUCUGCACUGCCGGGCACCUGCUGGGGUGGGUAGGAGAGAGCAGGGAGGGGCGCGUGCCCACUCUGCAGAGGAGCCUGCUCCAUGGUGGUGGCUGCCGCAGGAGCAGCGGUUGCCUGGCACCUCUGCUGUUGCCAUGGUGACGAUGGAGGUGCUAACUUGCUAAUGAAUCCCCUUCGGCUGCAAAUAACAAUACUAUUGUGGGUGAUAGGCCCAGCUCCAGCUCAGCGUUGCUUAGGAGGCAGAGCAGGGCCAGGUAAAGGCCAGGACCCGUCCUCCCGCCCCUCCAGCCCCUGCCCACCACCCUGCAGCUGGACUUGCCCUCCUCCCUCCCCUCCCUCUGGGUCUCAGAUCUGGCUGGCUGCACCGAGGUCUCUCAUGGCAGUGUCAGGACUCAGGGCUGCAUGAAGGCUAGGCCCUGGCUGCAGAGAGGGCGAGGGCCUCUCCUCACACCUGCCCUCCUCCCUGCACUGGGGGGUAUUUGCUUCUGUUGUUUUCAGUGAGAGAGAAUCCACCCCCACUUAACGGAUGAGGACAUUGAGGCCGGGGCAGCUCCUCAAAAGACCCCCAGCCCAAGUGUCCCUGCCACUGCAGCCUUCUCGGGGUUCUGGGUCUCUGAGCUGGACCCUUGGGUAUCCUACGGGGCACCUGGAGCCGCUGUCUCACCAGAACCACACAUCUGGGCCCUCGCCUCUCACCACCUGUGCAAGGCUCAGGUCCAGCACCAUGUGCUAGGUCACUCCCAGCGCGAGGCCACACCUGGGCCGUCGGAGCAGCCCCUCCUCACUUCAGGGGUCACCCUCCCCAGCACCCAUUGCCCCACCAUGGCUGGGGACCGGCUCCCGAGGAAGGUGAUGGAUGCCAAGAAGCUGGCCAGCCUGCUGCGGGGCGGGCCUGGGGGGCCGCUGGUCAUCGACAGCCGCUCCUUCGUGGAGUACAACAGCUGGCAUGUGCUCAGCUCCGUCAACAUCUGCUGCUCCAAGCUGGUGAAGCGGCGGCUGCAGCAGGGCAAGGUGACCAUUGCGGAGCUCAUCCAGCCGGCUGCACGCAGCCAGGUGGAGGCUACGGAGCCACAGGACGUGGUGGUCUAUGACCAGAGCACGCGGGACGCCAGCGUGCUGGCCGCAGACAGCUUCCUCUCCAUCCUGCUGAGCAAGCUGGACGGCUGCUUCGACAGCGUGGCCAUCCUCACUGGGGGCUUCGCCACCUUCUCCUCCUGCUUCCCCGGCCUCUGCGAGGGCAAGCCUGCUGCCCUGCUACCCAUGAGCCUCUCCCAGCCCUGCCUGCCUGUGCCCAGCGUGGGCCUGACCCGCAUCCUGCCUCACCUCUACCUGGGCUCGCAGAAGGACGUCCUAAACAAGGAUCUGAUGACGCAAAAUGGAAUAAGCUACGUCCUCAACGCCAGCAACUCCUGCCCCAAGCCUGACUUCAUCUGCGAGAGCCGCUUCAUGCGGGUCCCCAUCAACGACAACUACUGUGAAAAACUGCUGCCCUGGCUGGACAAGUCCAUCGAGUUCAUCGAUAAAGCCAAGCUCUCCAGCUGCCAAGUCAUCGUCCACUGUCUGGCUGGCAUCUCCCGCUCUGCCACCAUCGCCAUCGCCUACAUCAUGAAGACCAUGGGCAUGUCCUCCGACGACGCCUACAGGUUCGUGAAGGACAGGCGCCCGUCCAUCUCGCCCAACUUCAACUUCCUGGGCCAGCUGCUGGAGUACGAGCGCAGCCUGAAGCUGCUGGCCGCCCUGCAGGGCGACCCGGGCACCCCCUCAGGGACGCCGGAGCCUCCGCCCAGUCCUGCCGCCGGGGCCCCGCUGCCACGGCUGCCACCACCUACCUCAGAGAGCGCUGCCACAGGGAAUGCGGCUGCCAGGGAGGGCGGCCUGAGCGCGGGCGGGGAGCCCCCCGCGCCCCCCACGCCCCCGGCGACCAGCGCACUGCAGCAGGGCCUGCGCGGCCUGCACCUCUCCUCGGACCGCCUGCAGGACACUAACCGCCUCAAGCGCUCCUUCUCCCUGGACAUCAAGUCUGCCUACGCCCCUAGCAGGCGGCCCGACGGCCCCGGGCCCCCCGACCCCGGCGAGGCCCCGAAGCUCUGCAAGCUGGACAGCCCGUCGGGGGCCGCGCUGGGCCUGUCCUCGCCCAGCCCGGACAGCCCGGACGCCGCGCCUGAGGCGCGCCCACGGCCCCGCCGGCGGCCCCGGCCCCCCGCCGGCUCCCCCGCGCGCUCCCCCGCGCACAGCCUCGGCCUGAACUUCGGCGAUGCGGCCCGGCAGACUCCGCGGCACGGCCUCUCGGCCCUGUCGGCGCCCGGGCUGCCCGGCCCUGGCCAGCCGGCCGGCCCCGGGGCCUGGGCACCGCCGCUCGACUCCCCAGGCACGCCGUCGCCCGACGGGCCCUGGUGCUUCAGCCCCGAGGGCGCACAGGGGGCGGGCGGGGUGCUGUUUGCGCCCUUCGGCCGGGCGGGCGCCCCGGGACCAGGCGGCGGCAGCGACCUGCGGCGGCGGGAGGCAGCGAGGGCUGAGCCCCGGGACGCGCGGACCGGCUGGCCCGAGGAGCCGGCCCCGGAGACGCAGUUCAAGCGCCGCAGCUGCCAGAUGGAGUUCGAGGAGGGCAUGGUGGAGGGGCGCGCGCGCGGCGAGGAGCUGGCCGCCCUGGGCAAGCAGGCGAGCUUCUCGGGCAGCGUGGAGGUCAUCGAGGUGUCCUGACCCCUCCGCUGCCCUCGGCCCCGCCGCCCGCAGCCAGGCCCGUUAUAAAUGUAUAUUAUAUAUAAUGCAAAGAAAGGUAAAUGGUUUUACUGGGAUUUUUAUCGAGAAGUAAAUAUUUCGAUUUUUUAUUUAUUUAAGCUGUUCAUUCUGGCAAUGAUUUGGCAACAGUGCGGGUGGUCCUCGAGCUCUAUUUUUACUGUCUGGUAUUUAAACUGAAACAUACGUUUCUAAGCAAUACGAGGCCACCUUCAGUCGCAAGCUGGGUGCCAGGCCUGGGGCCCCUCCCAGUUCCCCCGCCCCAGGAAACACUGCUGACCUUUGCAAAGGCUGCCGAGCUUUCGUGCACUUUUUACAUAACAAAAAGGUGAAAAAAAGGAAAAAAAAACUUCUUUGCCACAAACUGAGCCGCAGAACCCCCCUUCUCCCCCCACCCACCUCCCCUGCUCCCUCCCUUCUCUGCGCCGGCCUAGGGCUCUGCACCAAAGCCAUAGGAUGGAGGAGCAGGAGCUGGUGUGCCCCGGAGAGGUGCGGCCAGCCCUCCAUCAGCUCCAGGCACCAAAUCUUGGUGGCAAGGAGGGCACCCCGCUGCCCGUUGCCCCAGAGCUGUUCUCUGGCAGGGGAGGACAGGCAUUGGGCUUCAUGGUGCCAGGGUGUUCAGAGGGGCUGAGAAAUAGAACAGUGUGUGUAGGGGCUUCGGGCAGGGGGUUCUGGAACGUCAGAUGAGGUGCAGCCCAGGGGAGGACAGAGGUGUUAGUGCCCCCAACUCCUGCCAGAGCCCCAGUCCAGCCACAGAGUGGCUCAGAAAGGCCAUUCCUAGAGGGCUGCGGCCCUCCCUUCUCCCUUGCCCAUGCCCCCAGAGCUGCCUGCCGGGCAGGGUGGCACCAUUGCAGGAGAGGAGCUUGGCCUCCGGGGGUCAGGCAGGAGGCGCCUGGCUAGCCAGUGCUGGCUCCACUGGGCAGGAAGCCCUGGACCCCCAGGUAUGAGGAGGGGGUGGUCUUAGGGUUCUGUUCCAGGUCUGCCCCGCCCCCCUCCCAGCCAUGCCCCAGGCAGAACUUGGAAUUCAGGUGUGCACCUGCAGGCUGAGGGGCUCUGUGAGCAGGUGCUGCUCACACAGGGAGUUCAGGCGCCAGCCAAGCCCCUGUGCUGCUGGGAUAGGCCUGCUUCACUUAGGGAGCACUGCCUCAAGACAGGUAAAGCCCCCUCGUUUGCCCCCACCCCCAUGGGGCCGCUCAGGAGAGAAACUCCCAUUCACCCCUUUCCCAGGGUGCUCUCUCUCUAGGUGGCAUGCCAGCCCCCAAACACAAGUGGCUUUUGGGCCCAGGUGGGUCAGCCUGCUGCCCCUGCCCCAUACCCCCUCGGGCCAUUGGGACCCCUGCCCUUCAGAUGUCCUAGGGUCUAGGAGUGGGGCCAGUCACUGUGGGAAGAGGCCAGGGGCUUGGCCGGAGAGGCAGCCCAGGGCAGGACCCAGUCCUGAGUCCUGGAGCAGGGCCAGGGAGGCGCCCAUCCCGCCCCAGCCAGCCGCCCUCUCUGCUGUUUCUUCUAUUUGUUCUUCUUUUCACCCACAGCUCUGUGUUCCUGUCAUCCCUCCUUUCAGCAAAAGUCCUGUUCCCGUUCCCUCUGUCCCCACCCACUCCUGUUCCCCCAAGAAAAUAAGCUAUCGUUGUAUUUGCAAUCUAUGGAUUAGAGGUUUAAGUAUUUAUUAUUAUUGGUUAAUUAUUAUUAAUUAUGUAAAUUUGCCUCCCAUAUGUCUGUUGCGUUGGGUUUCUGAGGAGACCCUGGGUGAGGAGGAUGCACUGGCUUCCCGCUUCUCGCCCCCCACCCCUGUGCUGUCCGGGAGACAGUGGUCUGGGGCCACUGGUUGGGCCCCCUUCUCCCUUCCCCCUUCCCCUUGUCCCUUCUGCAGGCCGUUGAGGGGGGCUGUCUGUCUCAGUCUGUCUCUGCUCCCACUCUUGAGGCACUGGUUACCGCAAAGUGAGCAGCCAGCAGGGGGGCGAAGGUCCUGUGUUGGCCACUGCCUCCUCCAGUGCUGCAGGAGGCGGGCUGAGGCCCCACCUGGUGGCUUUCACCUGACCCAGCCCUGAGUCCUCUCCAAGCCUCUCUCCGGCCCCUCCCACCUGGCCACUGCCUCCUCCAGUGCUGCGGGAGGCGGGCCAGGGCCCCACCUGGUGGCUUUCACCUGACCCAGCCCUGAGUCCUCUCCAAGCCUCUCUCCGGCCCCUCCCACCUGGCCACUGCCUGGCAUUGGGAUCGCCCCAAAAUGGACCCGGCCCCUCCUGUUAUUUGCUGGGAAGUCCAGCGGAGGAGAGGGUGCAGGUCCCCCGCUGAGCCUCCAGUCUCUGUAGACUGGGCUGCCGGCCCUUCAGCCCCCCUUGGAGCCCCUCCCGCCACAGCCGCACCUUCUGCUCCCGGCCCCUCCCUUUGUAUUUGGAGACAAUGUGUUGUAAUAAAGCUUAAAGUGGAUGUUUUC
Messenger RNA from Homo sapiens (human), 7457 nucleotides. RefSeq names its product dual specificity phosphatase 8 (gene DUSP8). Lineage: Eukaryota; Metazoa; Chordata; Mammalia; Primates; Hominidae. The record is from RefSeq and is a predicted model, not a curated record. The transcript is spliced from 7 exons. Gene Ontology annotation, molecular function: MAP kinase tyrosine/serine/threonine phosphatase activity; protein tyrosine phosphatase activity; phosphoprotein phosphatase activity. The coding region runs from base 3113 to 4990 and encodes 625 amino acids. Gene Ontology annotation, cellular component: cytoplasm; nucleus.